CAAAACAAUGGCCGACCUGACUGCCUGUGUUUCACAGCCUAUAGUCGUUUUAAAUGUUUCACAGAAAGCUCGUGUCACCUCUGUGUAAGAGGCGCGUUGUAGCGAUGGAAAUGUGAUUAGGUGAGUGUAUUUUGUGGGGAAGAAACCAGCCGCUAAGGCAGCUUUAGCUCUCCAAAAUGAGCGAUGUUGUGGAGAAGACGCUGACAGCUCUGCCGAGCCUCCUGUCUUUGGACUCUCAGCCCGGCUCCGCAAAACUCUCCUCCACCUCGAAACUGGGAAACCUCAUCAGAGGAAUCACUGAGCUGACCUCUAAACAUGAGGAAGAAAAACUCAUCCAGCGUGAACUUGUAGCUAUCAAAGAACAAGUUUCCUCCCCAAACACCACCAUGAGGCAGAUGAAGGAGCUCAUGGUGAGAGCCAUCUACUGUGAAAUGUUGGGCUACGAGGCUUCAUUCAGCUAUAUUCAUGCCAUUAAACUGGCUCAACAAGGCACUGUUUUGGAGAAGAGAGUCGGUUACCUCGCUGUUUCCUUGUUCCUGAAUGAAAGUCAUGAGCUGUUGCUUCUCCUGGUGAACACCGUGUUAAAGGAUCUUCAGAGUACGAAUCUGAUCGAAGUGUGCAUGGCGCUAACUGUUGUCAGCCAAAUCUUCCCCAAAGACAUGAUACCUGCAAUCCUCCCUCUGGUGGAGGAAAAGCUUAAUCACCCAAAGGAAAUAAUUAGAAGAAAAGCUGUACUGGCGCUUUAUAAAUUUUACCUAAUUGCACCAAAUCAAGUUCAGCACAUCCACAACAAGUUUCGCAAAGCUCUGUGUGACAAAGAUCCCGGCGUGAUGACGGCGUCGCUGCACAUCUACCUGCAGAUGAUCCAAGAGAAUCCAGAAGGUUACAAGGACCUGACGCCAAGUUUUGUGACCAUCUUGAAGCAGGUGGUGGGAGGAAAGCUGCCCAUGGAUUUUAAUUAUCACAGCGUUCCUGCUCCGUGGCUUCAGAUCCAGCUGCUCAGGAUACUUUCCCUACUUGGGAAAAAUGACCAGAGUACAAGUGAGAUCAUGUAUGAAGUCCUGGACGAGUCUCUGCGGAGAGCAGAGAUGAACCAUAACAUCACCUAUGCGAUUUUAUACGAGUGUGUAAAAUGCAUUUACACAAUUUAUCCAAAAUCUGACCUUUUGGAAAAAGCUGCCAAGUGCAUCGGCAACUUUGUCCUUUCACCCAAGAUCAAUCUAAAAUACCUAGGCCUGAGGGCUCUCACCUACGUGGUCCAGCAGGAUCCCAAACUGGCCCUGCAGCAUCAGAUGACCAUCAUAGAGUGUCUGGAUCACCCUGACCUCAUUAUCAAACGGGAGACUCUGGAGCUGCUCUUUCGGAUCACUAACGGCCAGAAUGUGACCGUCAUUGUCGAGAAGAUGCUGGACUUUCUGCGCAUCAGUAAAGACGACCACACCACCAUUGACCUGGUGGGGAAGGUGGCGGAGCUGGCAGAGAAAUAUUCACCAAACAACGAGUGGUUCAUUGAGACGAUGAACACAGUGUUUUCUCUUGGAGGAGACACGAUGCAAGCGGACAUCACAAACAAUUUCCUUAAACUGCUGUCUGAGGGUUUUGACAGUGUGGAGGAGGACAGGAAGUUGAGGCUGUUCGCCGUGGAUUCGUAUGUUUCUCUGCUGCGAGGAGAGCCAGGCAAACUGCCACAGCGCUUCCUCCAAGUCAUCAGCUGGGUCCUCGGGGAAUACUCUCAUUUGAAGGAGGACCUUGAAGCAGCCACAGUCCUGGGCCUGCUGGCCGGCCUGCUGGACAUGAGGAGCAGCAGCAGUGAGACUAAGAGCUGGGUCCUCAUGGCCAUGACCAAGCUGUGCGAGGGCGGCGCCGACGUCUCCGCGGCUCAGGAGGUCUGCGAGGCCUACGGCGGCUCAAUGGACACGGUGCUGAGGCAGAGGGCGCAGGAGCUGCAGCACCUCAGCCAGGACUCCGAGCUGCGAGCCAAGGUGCUGCCCCGGGGGGCCAGCCUGGAGCUCGUGGAGGUUGAUUCCUCGCUGUCAUUUCUGGAUGGGUUUGUGUCGGAGGCGUUGGCCGCUGGCGCGGCUCCAUACAAGCCUCCCCAUCAAAGGCAGGAGGAGCUGGCUCGAGCGAAAGCCCCGAGCCUGGAGCCCUACGGCCUGUCCCUGCCCAUCAGCAUGUCCUCCUGCAGCAUCGCCGACAGACAGUCCCCCACGCUGCUGUCCGUGAGCUCCGGCGUGUCGGGCGACAGCGCCGACCUCUCACACAAAGGAGGCUCCACCGCUUUGAAGCUGGAGGGGGUGAAGCGGGUGUGGGGCAGGGACGGCUAUCUGGCCCAGAAGGAGGCGGCAGAGGAAGCGGCUCAGGUCGAGGUCCCCAGCCCCCUCCGGUCCCCCGGCCGGCAGGGCCAAGGCGACGGCUCGCACAGUCAGACGCCGACCCCGACGCCGACCCCCGAGAGUGAGCAGGAGAAGCAGCAGCUGGCCUCCUCGCUGUUUGUGGGGCUGGCGUCCCAAAGCUCUGUGUGCCUGAUGGGCAAAUCCGACGCAACGUCGCAGCGGUUCAGAAGAAAAGAUAAAGGUCGGAGCACACCCUCCAGCAACUGUGAGCAGGAGUCGGACUCCCCGGCCUCUCCUCCCAGCACCGUGGAUCACUUGCUCUGCGACAGCCUCCUGGACGCCGACGUCAACUCAAAAUCAAUGGUCUCUUCACCCGAGGAGACGCCUCCGCUCCCUCAGGGCCGCGCUGCCAACGCCAACGGCACCUGUGAUCCAGAGGCCGACCUAACAGAUAUUGACAUAAAGGGAACUCCCCCGGAUCUUACCGGGGAGAGUCUCGCUGCAGCUGCUGAUCCUGCUUCGCCCGAAGAGCCAGACAGACCUAAAGACCGGCGCCUUGCUUCUCAUCUUCCUGCUGAACUUUCUGGACUCCCUCACUCGGAGAUCACUGUUCUGUGCAGCAACCAAAGUGUGGAUCUCUCAGCCUGUCAUGUGCAGAAAGAGGAUUCCUUGGAGUUUGUUGUUUUUAUCACCAAUUCCUCCGACUCUGCCAUUAAACAGACUCUAAUGAGAGUCGACUCCGAGCACCUCGAGGUAUCUGAGGUGUGUGACAGUCCUGUGGAGGAGGUGGGAGGCCACAGUGUGGCCGUGUUUCAGUAUUCCCUGACAGUGAAGCGUCCUGAAGUUCAUGUUGAACUGUCGGGGUCGUUCUCCUACCGCUGUCCUGCUGGGACGCCUCAGGAGCUGCGCCUCUCACACAGACUCCCUCUGACCAGCUUCAUCAGGCCCUUGGCGGUGUCCACGGAGGAGUAUGGGACGAUGUGGCUGGCCUUCGCCAACGACACAAAGCAGAAUCUGACGCUGAUCCAGAGAGACGGCGAAGAAGCUCUGGCGGCCACUCUGAAUGUCCUGAAGGAGAAACUGCAGCUCCAUGUGGUGGAAAUUAUAGGGAUGGAGGGUAUUGUCGCUUGCCGCCUCCUGCGGGAUCAGCCAUGCCUGAUGCACUGCCGCGUGCACGCCGGCGCCCUGGCCGUCUGGCUGCGCUCUCCCGUCCCCGAGCUGCCCGACUGCCUGAUGUACCACUGCCAGAGAGCGCUACACUGACGCCGUGGCCGCGCUGCUCAGAGCAGACGGCGCUCGUCUGACGCAGUAAGGCCACGUCCCUGGACGACAGAGAGUGUUCACUGCUACGCUGUCUUCCUCCACUGUUAUUUAUUUGUCUCUGGUUUUAUCGUGUCUUCAGUUGUAUUCAGAGCUCUAGAUGGCAGAUUUCAUUACUCAUUCACAUAACAGGUGAUCAGCUCAGGGCCGGAAGAGUUAAGUUGUUUUUAUGUUGUUUUAAAGAAACUUUAUUGUCUUAAGAUUACGACAGGGCUUCUUAAUGACUGCUGCAUUGUUUCUGAUGGUUUCCUACUUUGCUUGAUUUUAACUGAUGUUCAGAAACACAUGAAUUACCUUCUCCAGGAUGCUUUUUGUUCGACUCUUGCCGCUUGAGCCGAAAUCAAUCAUUACAGAGAAACUUAUGUGGCGUUAAAUGCUGAGACGGGCAAUAAAUAAGAGUACUGUUUUUGAGAGUAUAUCAGAGCACUUUCACCUCGUAGUGAGAAGUUUCCAGGUUGGGGGUCUUUCUGAGGGACAUUUACAUGAUUUCCUUGUACCUGAUUGGGUAUCCUGCCUUCAGCUGUAGUCAACAGGCCGACAGUUGGAGAAAACUGUCGGUGCAGCAGCUGGAUGGACGGACAGAUAUCGGCAAACAUAGUUAAACAUAAUUAAAUAUGUGGAGAAAAUGGACAUUUGAAGACCUCAAGGCUUUCCACUUCACUUUGGUGUGUUUGGAUUUACAUUUGACAUUUUAAGUUAAAUUCCCUCAAUGAUUGUUUAAAGAAAUAUUUCUGUCAGUCAGACCUUUUUGGCCUCAGUUAGCGUUUUGAUUCACAGAUGCUGUUAUUCUUAUUGAUCCUCGUGCUUGUGGAACAAAAACAAGUGAAUUAGUUCAGCAGGAAUGUUAACAACACUACAUGCAGCCUUUGAUAGAUUAUUCAGAGCGGCGUACUUUGUUGUCUUAAUUCAAGCUAGAAAAUGCUCAACCUGUCCUGGAAAUAAACAAAUAGAAAAGCUCCAAGCUGCUGAGGUUUCAGCUCGGCAAAAUCAGGUUUACAUUCUUCUACGACUAAAAUCCUCCGUCAUGCUGUCAUUAAUGUCUCCUCGUUUUGUUUUUUUAUGUCCACCGUGGGAGUAUUUAGUCUUAAAUACUGCAGUAAUCUUGUCACCAUUUGUCAGGUUGAUGGAGAUUUCCAGAUGUUGCCUUCUGUGUGAGAUGAUUAUCUAUGCACUGAUGCUUCUGGUUUGGCUUCGGGCGGAUGUUGGCGCUCUCUGAUCAUUCUAUUUUUGUAUCAAUGCAGUAUUAAAAACAUAUUUAUUGACUUUA
Salarias fasciatus (jewelled blenny) is the source of this 4920-nucleotide messenger RNA. RefSeq names its product adaptor related protein complex 4 subunit epsilon 1 (gene ap4e1). Gene Ontology annotation, biological process: intracellular protein transport; vesicle-mediated transport. Gene Ontology annotation, cellular component: AP-4 adaptor complex; membrane coat. The coding region runs from base 177 to 3596 and encodes 1139 amino acids. NCBI's taxonomy places the organism in Eukaryota, Metazoa, Chordata, Actinopteri, Blenniiformes, Blenniidae. The record is from RefSeq and is a predicted model, not a curated record. The transcript has 21 exons.